Molecule: messenger RNA, 786 nt
Organism: Homarus americanus (American lobster)
Lineage: Eukaryota; Metazoa; Arthropoda; Malacostraca; Decapoda; Nephropidae
Product: proline-rich protein 2-like
Exons: 2
Coding region: 1-786 (261 amino acids)
Source: RefSeq, a predicted model, not a curated record
AUGACGACGACCCUAGUGGCCCUGCCAUGGAAGGUGACGCCCUCAAGGGCCCUGCCAGGGACAAUGACGCCCCCAGAGACAGCAGCGCCUCCAGGGUCUCUCCCAGGGGUCCUGCCAGUGGCGGUGACGCCCUCAAGGGCCAUGCCACGGGCGAUGGCGCCUCUAGGGACCCUGUCAAGGGUGGUCAUGCCCUCAGGGGCCCUGCCAGAGACGCUGGCACCCCCAGGGGCUCCCCAGGGACGGCCGCACCCCCAAGUGCUCUCCCAGGUACAACGGCGCCCCCAGGGGCCGGCUAUGGAAGGUGGCGUCCGCAGGGACCCUCCCAAGGACGGCAACGUCCCCAGCGGUCCUACCAGGGAUGUUGACAUUCUCAGAGGGCUCUCCCAGAGGCCCUGCCAAGGGGCGCUGGCGCCCGCAGACUCACCCAGGGACGGCAGCGCCCCCAGGCGGAGGGACCCCCAGAGGCCCUGUCAGGGCAGUGGCGUCUCCAGGAAUCCUUCCAGGGGCGGUGGCGCCCCCAGGGUCUCUCCCAGGGGUGCUGGCGCCACCAGGGGCUCUCCCAGAGACAUCUUCGCCCCCAAAGGCCCUACAAGGGACGGCGGCACCACCAGGUACCCUGUCAGAGGCGGUGGCGCCCUCAGGGGCCCUGCCAGGGAACCUGCUAGGGGAGGUGGCGCCCCCAGGGCUCCUGCAGAGGGCGGUGGGUCUUCCAGAGGACCUGUCAGGGUGGUGGCGCCCACAGGGACCCUGGCAAGGGCGGUGGGUCCGCCAUCUAACUACUACUAG